CACUCAUCACCGUGAGCAAGGCACAGAGUGAAAAAAAAACAAAACAAACGUUUUGCUCCUAGAAACAACGGCGGGGUUGGUACACGACCACGGAGUCCCGUCGAAUCAGAACAGUGUCUCUGUCGGUGCAGUGCGAGAUGGCUAUAAUCGUGAGAAGACAACUGCCCGCCCGUCUUGCAGACCUGACCCUAUCCUCUCGCUCUGGACCCGCCCGAUGGUAGCGGGCAUUGGCGGCGCCCUCUCCCGCGACCCAGUUCCCACGCCAGCGCGUACGGACAGCCCCUCUCUGUUCCAACGCAAAGGCGACAUACCAACCAGGGGAAAAGGGGCAGCAGCAGUAGUAGGUUGGAUGCGGGUUGUGUGUGCGGUGCUGUGCCUUGGCCUUGUCGGGGCGCUGCAGCGUGAGCAGGUAGCUCAGCAUGCCAUCAAGCUGCAUCGGGGCAGGGGUGCUGUGGCCAAGCACGCUUGGAGCUGGGUGUCUGAUAACUGCCGGCGCCUGGGCAGCCUCAUCCGACAGAAGAACACGGCCAUUAAGAAGCUAGCUGUGGCUGCAGCCGCUGUGGGGCGAGACCACUCCCUCUCAGACCCAGAGAGACUCUUCCAGGUUCACACUCUGGAGGUGUUCCAGAAGGAGCUGAAUGAGAGCGAACGCUCAGUCUUCCAGGCGGUGGUGGGCCUGCAGAGGGCGCUGCAGGGAGACUACAGGGACGUGGUCAACAUGAAGGAGAGCAGCCGUCAGAGACUGGAGGCCCUCAGAGAAGCAGCCAUUAAGGAGGAGCAGGAGUAUGUAGAGCUGGUAGCAGCAGAGAAGCACCAGGUGGAGGCUGUGAAGAGUGCCCUGGCCCAGAACAAGACCCUGUCCAUGCUGGAUGAGAUCCUCGAGGACGUCAGGAGAGCUGCUGACCGCCUGGAGGAGGAGAUAGAGGACCACGCCUUCGACAACAAUAAACAGAUGAAUGGGGUGCACGUAGCCAACGUGGAGGCGGUGCUGAGAGUGGAGGAGGAGGAGGAAGACGGAGGGAAGAGAAGAAGGAACGCGUCAAGGAGAGGUGGAGAGGUGGAAGACGACGUGGGGCUGAGCAUGCUCAUCGACUCCCAGAACAACCAGUAUGUUCUGACCAAGCCCAGAGACUCCACCAUGCCCCGCUCCGAUCAACACUUCAUCAAGGACCUGGUCUCCGUAGUGAUGCUGUCUCUGCCGUGUGGUUGGCUGUGCACUAUGAUGGGCCUGCCCCCCAUGUUUGGUUACAUCGUCUGUGGAGUCCUCCUGGGUCCCUCUGGACUCAACAGCAUCAAGUCUAUGGUGCAGGUAGAGACGCUGGGAGAGUUGGGAGUGUUCUUCACUCUCUUCGUGGUCGGUCUCGAGUUCUCCCCAGAGCGACUUCGGAAGGUGUGGAAAAUCUCUGUGCAGGGUUCAUGCUACCUCAGUCUGUUGAUGGUGGCUACAGGGCUGCUGUGGGGUCAGGUGCUGCAUAUCCGUCCCACCCAGACCGUCUUCAUCUCCUCCUGUCUCUCUCUAUCCUCCACGCCGCUGGUCUCACGCUUCCUGGCUGGGGGCGCCCGCGCAGACAAGGACGGGGAGCUGGACUACAGCAGUGUUCUCCUGGGGAUGUUGGUAAUGCAGGAUGUUCAGCUGGGUCUGUUCAUAGCCGUCAUGCCCACCCUCAUACAGGUGUCAUCUGGCCACCUGGACAGUGUCCUGUUUGGAGGUCUGCACGUCCUCCUGCUCCUGUCCCAGGUCCUGUUCUCUCUGGCUAUGGUACUACUGCUGUGUGUUCUCCUCAAAUCCUUCCUGAUUGGUCCAUACUACAGGAAGCUCCAUGCUGAGUCUAAAGGCAACAAGGAGAUCCUGGUUCUGGGGACCGCUGCCUUCGUAUUCCUCAUGCUCACCGUGACAGAGUUCCUGGACAUUUCCAUGGAGCUGGGCUGCUUCCUGGCUGGAGCGCUUCUCUCCUCGCAGGGUCACAUUUGCACCACGGAGGUCAUGGGCUGCAUCGAGCCAAUCAGAGACUUCCUCGCCAUCAUCUUCUUCGCCUCCAUUGGUUUCCAUGUCUUUCCUACCUUUGUCCUGUACGAACUGACAGUCCUGGUGGUGCUGACUCUCUCACUGGUCAUCAUGAAGUUCCUGAUGGCGGUGCUGGUGCUGUCGGCCAUCUUGCCCAGGGGUUCUCGCCACAUCCGUUGGAUCGUGUCUGCUGGCCUGGCGCAGGUCAGCGAGUUCUCCUUCGUCUUGGGGAGCCGCGCCCGCCGAGCUGGCAUCAUCUCCAGAGAGGUGUACCUGCUGGUUCUCAGUGUCACCACUCUGAGUCUUCUGCUGGCUCCGGUGUUGUGGAGAGCCGCCACACACAAGUGGGUCCCUCGAGCCGAACGCAAGACGCUCGCCCGCCCGCCCCCGCUGCUGCCACACCCAGCAGACUGAAGCCCAUAGGGGCCCUGUAAAAGGGCCGAAGGGUCAAAGGUCAUUCUCCCUCUUUCCAUGGAGAAAAUCGUAAUGACCCAUUAUCUUUGGGUCAUUGGUUGCAUCCAAAAUGGCACCCUGUUCCCUACAUAGUGCACUACUUUAGAUCAGGGCUCUAUGUAGGGAAUAGGGCUCUGGUCUAAAGGAAGUGCACUAUAUAUAACGAAUAGGGUGCCAUUUGAGAUGCGAUCAUUGUAGAACGGUUUUACAUGUCCUCGUUGUUGUCUUGACUGUCAUUCCUCCUAUAGUAGUUAUGGAGGAAUCCCUGAUGAGACCCUUUUGGUUUGUGACGUCACAAUGAUGGUGAUGACAUAUUCCCUUCCAGGGAAUAUUAUUAGUCUGGGGUUGCAUAUGGAUCAGUUUCAUCUGGACCGAACCUGGGAGAAAGACAGGCCAAGGUUUUAACAGUUCAACUUUCCAUUUAGUAUGUUUGAAUGUCCUGCUGAUACUGUAAAGUCUCAGUGUUCUAACCAAACACGGACACAUAGAGACUGUAUGUAUGGGUUGUUUAUGUCAGGGCUUUACAUGUAUGUACGCGUUAUUGCACUCCUAUGGCAUCUAAUGCUGUAAAAGGUUUAUUUUUUCUUAUGUUUCAGUGACUGUUUCCUAUAUGUUUUAUGGUGUACUGUACUGUAGCCCGACUGGAAGAAAAGACAACUAGAAGACUUCCUGCUAAUACAUCAUGCAAGGGAGAAAUAAAGAUAUAGCAUUGUAUUUAUUAGGCCAGUUAUAGUUAGAUUAUGUAUAAAUGUUACAAUGGAAAUAAGGGGGUCAUUCCAAGCACAAUAAAUUCCCAUUUUACAUUAUGUUGUGUUAGGUUGGAGUUUGUUUAAUAUUCAACAAAAUACAAAAGUUGUACAUUAUUUAAUUAAAAAAUGUCGUUAUUUAUUAAAAGAUUGGUUUAUUGGUUAGG
This is a messenger RNA of Oncorhynchus mykiss (rainbow trout), 3371 nucleotides long. Lineage: Eukaryota; Metazoa; Chordata; Actinopteri; Salmoniformes; Salmonidae. The record is from RefSeq and is a predicted model, not a curated record.